This is a messenger RNA of Salvia splendens (bonfire salvia), 2601 nucleotides long. RefSeq names its product G-type lectin S-receptor-like serine/threonine-protein kinase LECRK3. Gene Ontology annotation, biological process: protein phosphorylation. Gene Ontology annotation, molecular function: ATP binding; protein serine/threonine kinase activity. The transcript has a single exon. Lineage: Eukaryota; Viridiplantae; Streptophyta; Magnoliopsida; Lamiales; Lamiaceae. The record is from RefSeq and is a predicted model, not a curated record. Bases 68 to 2437 code for a protein of 789 amino acids.
CUUAAAUAAAGCAUUGAGUAAUAAUAAUAACUAUUCAUAGAUAAAUGAAAGUAUUGUUUAAGAGAAGAUGUUAAGUAGCACUAGCAGCCUCAAACCAAUACUCAGAAAUACAGCAAUGUCCAUCUUCACAAUCUUGUUUCUCCUUCUCAUUUCUACAGCAGCAGAAGCUCAGAGAAGAUCCUCCAACAUCACCUUAGGCUCUUCCCUCACUCCCUCCUCCAACUCCUCUUGGCCUUCCCCCUCCGGCGUCUUCGCCUUUGGAUUCUUCCCUCAACACGUCAACAGCUACGCUGUCGGCAUCUUUCUUCCCGACAAAACCGUCGUCUGGACAGCGAAUAGGGACAGCGAUCCGACCGUCCCCAGCGACGUCGUCUCCCUCAUACUAACCCCCGAGGGCCGGCUAGUCCUCCGCCGGAGACAAGGCCAAGACGUAGACGUCAUCAGCCCCAACGCAACCAUCGCGUUGGCAUCAAUGCUCGACAACGGAAACUUUGUUCUCUACGAUUCCGAGUCUAGAAUCAUCUGGCAGAGCUUCGACCACCCGACAGACACCCUCCUCCCCGGGCAGCGCCUCCAGGAAAGGGAAGAGAUCGUCUCCAGCGCCUCGGAGACAGACUACGGGAGAGGGAAUUUCAGGCUGAAGAUGCAACAUGAUGGAAACCUCGUGCAGUAUCCUGUCAACACGCCGGACGCACCACCUUACGCUUACUAUGGAUCACAAACAAACACAGAUGGUAACGUCUCUCUCAACCUCGGCAGCGACGGCCGACUCUAUCUGCUGCUCAACGAUACAGCGACUCUGCAGAAUCUAUUCGAUGGUGGACUCCCUACGCAGGGAUACAUCAAUCUCAUGAGGCUCGACGUCGGAGGAAUCUUCCGCAUCUACUCUCUCUCCCUCGGUGAUCUCAACUUGACCAGGAGAUGGUCCUCUACAGACGACGAGUGUGCUCCCAAAGGAAUCUGCGGAAUCAACGCCUUCUGUAUUCUGUUGGAUAAUAAGCCGGAAUGUCAGUGCCUUCCCGGUUUCUUCUUCCCUCAGUCGGGCAACUACGCAGCCGGCUGUUCGAGAAACUUCUCGGUGCAGGGCUGUUCCAAAACAGAUAAUAGAGUGAAGUACGAUAUGAGAACAGUCGAAAACACCGCAUGGGAGGAUAGUUCUUAUGAGAUUUUGGAUAAUAUGACAAGUGAAGAAGAUUGCAGCAAAGCAUGCCUCGAUGACUGCAACUGCGAAGCAGCCUUCUUCAAAGAUAACAGCUGCCUAAAGCAGAAGCUUCCGUUAAGAUUCGGGAGAAGGUCUCCACAAAACUCAAGCAUGGCUCUCAUUCGCUACAGUACAAACACGGUGGCACCCGACUUUGGAGGCGAUUCCGACCGUAAAAGAAUCAUCAAGAAUGAGGGGCAUAUGGGCAUCCUCAUCAUCGGAAUUGUUCUCAUAUCCAUAGGAGUCUUGUCGUUGUCAAUUUCUGUGAUCUUUAUUCGCCAGAGACGGAAGGACUACAUGAAGAUCGGCAAGGAAGAUGGAGCUAACUUUGUCGAGGGCAUUUCGCUUCAAGUGUUCACAUUCGAGCAUCUAUCCGAAGCAACAAACGGCUUCAAGGAAGAGCUCGGGAGAGGAGCAUCUGGCACGGUUUUCAAAGGGGUUAUGCAGAAUGGCCAGAAAAUGGUGGCGGUGAAGAGGUUGGAGAAGGAAUUCGCCCAUGGAGAGAUAGAGUUCCAGACAGAGCUGAAGACGAUUGGUAAGAUGUAUCAUAGGAACCUUGUCCGGCUCCUAGGUUACUGCUUCGACGGAGACAACAAACUAUUGGUGUUCGAGUUCAUGAGCAACGGAUCCCUCGCUGACAUACUUUUCAAUCAAGAGAAACGGCUGAAAUGGGAGGAACGGAUGGAGAUCGCUCAAGAUAUAUCGAGAGGGAUACUAUAUCUGCACCAAGAGUGUGAGACGCAAAUCAUUCAUUGCGAUAUAAAGCCUCAGAACAUACUCAUGGACGAUAACAGGCGUGCAAAGAUAUCGGAUUUUGGGCUGGCAAAGCUCUUGAAACAAGAUCAGACUAAUACAAUUACUGGGAUAAGAGGCACUAAGGGCUAUGUUGCACCAGAGUGGUUCCAAAAGCAGGCGAUCACAGUGAAAGCCGAUGUGUAUAGCUUCGGAGUGGUGCUGCUGGAGAUCAUAUGUUGUAGGAAGUGUGUUGAUCAUAGCAAGAGUGAGGAUGAGGCGAUUCUUGAGGAAUGGGUUUACGACUGUUAUACAACGGGGAAGAUUGGGAGUCUGGUGGGGGAUGAUGAAAUGGUGGAUGAGAGUGAAGUAGAGAGGAUGGUGGAGAUAGGAAUAUGGUGUGUACAGUAUGAGCCGUCGCAACGUCCAACAAUGAAGAACGUUCUGCUAAUGUUGGAGGGUAUUGUCGAGAUUCCCGUACCUCCUAAUCCUUCUUUUUCUUAAGUUCCAUCUAGCUUUGCUAUGUGUGUGCUAUCUCCGUUCGUGUACUAAAGACCUUGUUGGUUGGUUGUGACUCAAGUUGGAAUGUGUUUUAAUCAAUUGUUAGAGUGUUUUGUGAGUGGAAUGCAUUUUAAUAAAUUUUUGAAUAAAUUAUUUGAGUAUAUUAA